This is a messenger RNA of Lithohypha guttulata, 453 nucleotides long. RefSeq lists its product as uncharacterized. The transcript is spliced from 2 exons. NCBI's taxonomy places the organism in Eukaryota, Fungi, Ascomycota, Eurotiomycetes, Chaetothyriales, Trichomeriaceae. The coding region runs from base 1 to 453 and encodes 150 amino acids. The record is from RefSeq and is a predicted model, not a curated record.
AUGGUCAAUUCAGGCCUCAUGUUCCUCUCCUUCAUCAUCUCAAUUCAUGCCUGGAUGAUUGUGGCUGCUGCGCUGUUCACUCUCAGUAUUGGUCUCGAAAUAUGGUUCUCGACUCUGCAGACACGGCGCAAUCUGACACCUAUAUGGAAUAGACAGAGCACUUUCGUGCAAAGCAUGCUACAAUUCAAGUUCAAAUGCUGCGGCUACGACGAUACGAAUGUGUUCAUACAAGACGGAACGUGUCCGAAUGUGGCUGAUGCUACGAGGCAUGGCGGCUGUAUUGGCCCUUUCUCGGUGUUUGCAAACAAGUUCUUGGAUGUGGUGUUUACGACUUUCUUUGGAUUCGUGGCUGUGGAUAUGCUGGUCUUGUUGAGUGUACUAUGUGUCAUCAAGGAGCGCAAGGAGCAAAUACGAUAUCAACUCAUUGAUGAGAAAUCAAGAGUCUCGAUAUAG